AUGACAGGUCGAGAUCAAGGCGAUCGCCUCCCAGAAGAUCUCCUCUUAGGCGAAGAUCACCGCCCAGGGAAAGAUAUCGCUCAAGAAGCUCCCGAUCUCGCGAACGCGAUCGUCGAAUUUCCACCACCUCGAGCCGCUCGCAUCAGUCAGAUUACUCCCGGAAACGCUCGCCAGUUUCUCGCCCCAUCAAGACCUUCGCUCCCAAAUGCGAUCUCUCAGCACUAA
Molecule: messenger RNA, 225 nt
Organism: Oikopleura dioica
Lineage: Eukaryota; Metazoa; Chordata; Appendicularia; Copelata; Oikopleuridae
Source: the annotation of a GenBank genome assembly